UCUUUUGGUCUAAAACUGCUUCCGUAGUUGCUGUCAUGUUGCUUUUUGGGGUUAUGUUAUCUUUUUUCCUGACAGCUUUAUUAUUUCUUCUUCGGGUUUAUUUUGUCUUCAAUUCGGGAUCUAAUCAUCCGCCCAAAACCAGAAGCCAUGUUGCGGUUCUGGUCGUUGCAGGAUCAGGUGGUCACACCACCGAGAUCAUGCGGCUGAUGGAGAGCCUCUCCGCUGCCUACACACCUCGACACUACGUGAUCGCUGACACUGACAAGAUGAGUGAGGAGAAAAUUGUCGCCUUUGAAAGUUCUAAACCAAAGUCAGACGCUGACGUCCAGUUCACCAUCAACCGGAUCCCACGGAGCCGAGAGGUGGCCCAGUCAUGGAGUUCCUCUGUUGUUAGUACCCUGAACGCUCUGAGAUACUCCCUCCCUUUGGUGUUCAGACUCCAGCCUGAUGUGGUGCUGUGUAAUGGUCCAGGGACCUGCAUUCCUCUAUGUAUAACUGGACUUUUCCUCAGAAUUCUGGGAAUAAAGAAAGUCGGGAUAGUGUCUACCGCUUUUCUCCUCACCAUCUACACCCCACUUCAUGACAGAAGCACCUGACCAAAAUAGAGGUGAGGUUAGCAGCUUCAGAUGUGGAAAAAGGCAUUAUGGGCACAAUUGAUCGAGAGAGAUGGAUCCAGCAGCAGUUGGAGUUAGUGAUGGCCAAAUAAAGCCUCAUGAAGCAUCCCAGCCCAUUGCUUCAUCCAAAGGUUCAUUACUCAGUGGUUCAUUCAUUUCUCACUAGUGACAACUGCUGUGAAAACUGACAGCCGAGUCACUCAGAUAGACAUACUUAACCCUCUGAUGCAUGAGUGAAUGACUACAGUCUUGUGUGAGUGGGUCUUUUUGACGUGGGUUACAAUUAAUGUGUUUUUGUUACUUUUAUCAUUUUAAUUCAAAAUUAGUAUGAUAAUUUAAUUUUGUUACUAUUGCAACAACACAUCAUCAGUAGGGCAAAACUAACCUGUCUCACGACGGUCUAACCCCAGCUCACAUUCCCUAAUAGUUGGUGAACAAUCCAACGCUUGGUGAAUUCUGCUUCACAAGAAGCAGAGAACAAGAAGACAGUUUCUUUGUUCUUCCUCUUUCAUUUCCAUAGAUGUAAUGAUUUCCUUUUCUCCUGUGACCUUUGUUUUAUUUCACAGAAGAAUUAUUUCAUGUUUGAAAUAUUUAGAUUUUUCAAGUUUUUUAAUGUUUUUAGAAUAAUUUGUAGAACAUUUUUAAAACAAAAUGACAACAGCAAUGAUGAAAUGUCAAUAAGGGACAAUGUCAACAUCCGUUAUGUGUGUGGGCAUGGGGGGGGGGUGCGAAAGCACAUUUCUUGAAAUUAGAUAGCUACCCAAGCUGGUUAACAUUUCUGACUGUAUUCUUAUGCUAUGUGUAUCAUGCAUGUGAGUUUAUGUAUGCAUGGGCAUUUAUUUAUCCAUCCAUCCAUCUAUCCAUCCAUCCAUCCAUCUUCUUCUGUUUAUCUGGGGUCAGGUUGUACGGGUAACAGCCUAAGAAGGGAGGCCAAGACUUCCCUCUCCCCAGCCACUUGUUCCAGCUCCUCCAGGGGAAUUCCAGGGCAUUCAGAGGCCAUUUGAGAAACACACUCCCUCCAGCAUGUCCUGGGUCUUCCUCUGUGCCCAGAACACCUCACCAGUGAGGCAUCCUGGAGGCAUCUUGACCAGAUGCCCCUCACUGGCUCCUCUCAACGGGAAGGAGCAGUGGCUCUAAUCUGAGUUCCUCUUGGAUGACUGAGCUUCUCAUCCUAUCUCUCAGGGAGAGCCCAGACACACUACGGGGAAAACUCAUUUUGGCUGCUUGUAUCCGUGACCUUGUUCUUUUGGACGUGACCCAAAGCUUCAUGACCAGAUGAGGAUGGAAACGUCGAUCGACCGGUAAAUCAAUAGCUCUGCUUUUUGGCUCAGCUCUCUCUUCACUACGACAGACCGGCACAGAACCCGCUUCACUGCAGAUGCCGCACCAAUCCGCCUGUCACUAUUUUUCCCUCAUUGGUGAACAAGAUCCCAAGAUACUUGAACUCUUCAACCGAGGGCAAGACACCCACCCUCCCCCCCCCGACCCAGAGAAGGCACUCAAUUCUUUUCCAGCUCAUUUAUUUUUGCCUUUAUUUACGUAGCUAUGAAUUUUAGUUUUAUCUAUUGAAAAGAUAAAAGAAAUAACCUUGAACAUAUUGAUCAACAGGUUUUGCAUGUCAUUCAACACAUUUUCUCUCUUUGAUUUUCUCAUCCAGGGUGUCAGACACACAGACACACACACACACACACACACACACACACACACACACAAAUAAUACACAUGCACAAUAAAAUAUAGGUGGUAAUGUUAGCUAGUUGGUUGGAUAACUGGUGUUGGCUAACGUUGAAGAAGGCUUAAUAUGUUGAGUUGUGACAAUAACACUGUUACAGUAUUCAUGAUUGACACACACACACAUUUGUGAGGUAAAAAUAAAGAUAAUACUUAUAUGUAAGACUUCUUGAUGUGUAAAAAUAUUAUUAUUCAGGGUGACACUUAGUGUGUAUAGUUCACAAAAAAAUGUUUUCCUGACAGUCACAGCUGGUAAGAAACAAAGAUUCCCAUUAAAUUCCAUAGGAAAUGAAUGUGGGCCACUUAUAGAAGAAUGGGGUAGUAAUAUAAAACAUGAUAUAUCUUAAAAUGUACAAAAGGUCAAUUAAAAAUUUGAAUUGUGUGAUGUAACAUAUUUUUUGAGGAAUACCUGGAAUAUGAAGCGAUGAAAACUUUGCAUUACAAAGAUUUUGCAAAAAUAUGGCCUCACCGGGUCCAAAAGGACCCACUUAUGCAUCAGAGGGUUAAAAAAAUUAGUAAAUGCAAUAUUGUCACAAAGUUUGCUUCCUGAAACUAAAGUUCUUAAAAAGUUAUCUUUUUCUUGGAUUUCUAUUGCUUCUCUGAUCUGAUCCCUUAUAUUUUUACUCAUCAGCCAGAAUUUUACUCUUCCAACAGCUCUAAGUCUUUUUUUCCACUGCAAGACUGAUAUAUAUUUGCAUAACAAAGAAAAAGUGGAACUUUCAAGAAGUUGAGAAUUUUGGAGAUGAAGGGGUUAAUUAUUUUUAUUUAAGAAUCUUGUAAUAAAAGAAUCACACGAUUAUUUUAUCUUGUGGGAAUAAAAUAUUUUUUUCCUCUU
Messenger RNA from Poeciliopsis prolifica (blackstripe livebearer), 3180 nucleotides. RefSeq names its product ALG14 UDP-N-acetylglucosaminyltransferase subunit (gene alg14). Lineage: Eukaryota; Metazoa; Chordata; Actinopteri; Cyprinodontiformes; Poeciliidae. Bases 36 to 596 code for a protein of 186 amino acids. Gene Ontology annotation, biological process: dolichol-linked oligosaccharide biosynthetic process. Gene Ontology annotation, cellular component: UDP-N-acetylglucosamine transferase complex. The transcript has 5 exons. The record is from RefSeq and is a predicted model, not a curated record.